Messenger RNA from Syngnathoides biaculeatus (alligator pipefish), 1794 nucleotides. It is a transcript of the gene tent2, whose product is annotated as terminal nucleotidyltransferase 2. The transcript has 15 exons. NCBI's taxonomy places the organism in Eukaryota, Metazoa, Chordata, Actinopteri, Syngnathiformes, Syngnathidae. The coding region runs from base 96 to 1529 and encodes 477 amino acids. Gene Ontology annotation, cellular component: cytosol. The record is from RefSeq and is a predicted model, not a curated record. Gene Ontology annotation, molecular function: poly(A) RNA polymerase activity.
CCACGUCACGAUACCGCGAGAUUACACAACAAGGAAACAGGAAGUGGAUACUUCCAUUGACUGCACUUUCGGAAACGCGGUGUUGACGCUGAGGCAUGUUCCCACACGGCGCAUCACCGAGGAGGCGACCGGCCAACAACCCCAGGCCGUAUCACGCACCCUCUCCGGUGGAUCCCCACUUUUUCCAGCGCGGAGGGGUCAACGGCUAUGAUGUUCCUGUACAUGACAGUUUGGCUACUCAUGAUUGGAAGCCUCACCCACCGGCGCCUCCUCCGCCUCGUCACAUGGAGAAUUGGCGCAAGCGGAAACAUGAGGACCACGACCCCUCGAUUGCGAAGCGCUUACGUGAUGACUCUUCGUCAUCCGUCCCUUCUUCAAGACAUCCUCAGAGUCGGCACUCCCGUCUCUCCUUUAGUCCUGACCAUGCGGUGGCGGGCUUCUCGAGAUCGUCCCCCGAUUUUGGUCACCUUCCCCCCCGCCCUCAUUCCCAUCUCCACCCUCACGUGCAUCCGGUCCCGCACAACUCCGCGAACCUGAACUUCUUCGCCAACGACAGGCUGAGCGCUCAGGUGAUGACGCUGUUCGAGAUGUGUCAGCAGCAGUCUUCUGAUUUAUGUCGGAAAGAGAAGUGGCGAAGUUGGCUGCAACGGGACAGGCGAAUCGCAGAAAUGGGGCGGCUGUAUAUGACGGGAUCCACCAUGAGUGGAUUCGCUACCCGGAGCAGUGAUGCCGAUUUGUGUUAUGUCCUCCAUGAAAGUGAAAAAAGAGAUCCAAUUGCUGUACUCUCUACCCUCCAAAGGAUAAUGAGGUCAAUGAUGUAUGUGGAGCGGCUGUGUCUGAUCAGAGCCAAAGUGCCGAUCCUCAGGUUCCAAGAGAAAGGCAGCAAUCUCGUGUUUGACCUGAACGUCAACAACACGGUGGGCAUCCGAAACACGUUCCUCCUGAAGAGUUAUGCAUACGUCGAACCCAGGAUACGACCCCUCGUCGUCGUGGUCAAGAAGUGGGCACGGCACCAUCAAAUCAACGAUGCCAGCCAAGGAACGUUAAGCAGCUACGCCCUGGCGCUGAUGGUGCUGCACUACCUGCAGACUCUCAAAGAACCAGUGCUUCCUUCGCUACAGAUGGACUUUCCAGAGUGUUUUGAUCCAUCUUUGGAGAUCGACAUGAUCCCCGAGGCAUGUAAAAACAUGCCCCGGUACAACUCCCAAAACCAGUCGUCUCUGGGAACGCUCCUUCUGGGUUUUCUCCAAUAUUAUGCAACGGAAUUCAGCUGGAAGAGGAACGUGAUCUCUGUUCGAGCUGGCAAAGCUUUGCCCAAGCAGAAUCAUCCAAAUUGGAACGACAAACUCAUAUGCGUGGAAGAGCCAUUUGAGAAGAAAAAUGUUGCACGGGCAGUCUUCAAGGAAGCCAAAUUUGAUGCCAUUAAAUUUCAGUUUCUAGAGUCCUGGCAAAUACUACGAACGGAAAUGGACCUGAACUCAAUUCUUCCUGUACAAAAGAUCAUUGAAGAGGAAACAUGUUGGAAAUGAGGUGUUACAUGACUCGAUGUGUUAUUACAACUCUUCUACAACCGUGCAGCUUUUCCCAAAGAGGCACAGGGUGCAUCUUUCUCAAAAUACCCCCCCCCGCCCCCCGCCCCCCGUCUGCUGCAGCUUCAUCUGAUUUGCUUAUACCCGUCAUAAGAAAUUGUUUAGAUUUUAUUGUAUUUCUCCUGUCACACACCAAGUGUCUUUUGUACAUGUUUUUGAGUUUUGUUAAGAAAUUAAAUCACUAAAUGUGAUCGAUUUGAAAUCA